Messenger RNA from Knipowitschia caucasica, 276 nucleotides. NCBI's taxonomy places the organism in Eukaryota, Metazoa, Chordata, Actinopteri, Gobiiformes, Gobiidae. The record is from the annotation of a GenBank genome assembly.
AUGGGGGAGCCAGCGAGCCGGGAGGCGCGAGAGAGGGGACCUCGGAGAGAGUACCGGAAGAGGGGGACCAGAGGGAGACACGAACAGAGCGACCAUGAAAGAGAGGCCAGAGCUGAGGGCACGCAGAUGAGGAGAGACGCAGCGAGAGGCCCUGGACAGGGGACGGAGAGGGAGGCCGGAGUAGAGAGGACCCACAGAGAGGCGGAGCCGAGUGCAGCGAGAGAGCCAGACGAGCAGAGGGGACACAGCAGUGAGCCCCCGCUGCACCCACGCUGA